This is a messenger RNA of Haemonchus placei, 513 nucleotides long. The record is from the annotation of a GenBank genome assembly. NCBI's taxonomy places the organism in Eukaryota, Metazoa, Nematoda, Chromadorea, Rhabditida, Trichostrongylidae.
AUGUUUCUGUGCAAUUCGUUCUUUGCACUAACGGUUUUGGCGUCCUCGGUGGCUCCAGUCCAUGUCGCAACGAAAGUUCUUCAAGAUGAAUUCAAUUGCAAGAUCAGUGGCACCACCAUGACGCCCGAGAAACGAAAACGUUCUGUGUAUCUGGCUAACGCUUAUCGUACAAUCGCAACAACCGGCGUAUUUGGGUAUCCACCUAGUCAGAACAUGUAUCAGCUGAACUAUUCCUGCUUGGCUGAGGAAUACGCUAUGAUGCUCUCCAAUCAGCAAGCAUCACUCAAUCCUGUUGGGAAGCUGUCCUCUGACCCAAUAGCAGCAGAAUUCGAAUUGUGGUGGGGCAAUCACGACUUUGGUGCCUUUUUCAAUAGCACUGCCGUGUGUAGUCCUAAUUUCGACUACACCGCAUUUUCUCAAUUGGUUUCGGGGUACGCUGUCAGCAUAGGGUGCACCGAUACGUGCUAUGGCCAAAAGCAGGCGUAUUGCGCAUUCGAUGUCUGGUUAGUUUAG